Meloidogyne enterolobii is the source of this 627-nucleotide messenger RNA. The record is from the annotation of a GenBank genome assembly. Lineage: Eukaryota; Metazoa; Nematoda; Chromadorea; Rhabditida; Meloidogynidae.
AUGGACCCGGAUAUUUGGAAGCAAGCAUAUGUUGUUUGGUUUAGUGUCAUUGCUUGGUUACUCCCUUCUUUAAUUUCAGCAUUUUUUUAUUUUAAAAUAUGCACAACUGUUUGGAAAUUACCUUUUUGGCAAAUUCAACACGACGAUAAUGACAAUAAUUUAAAACCACAAAAAGUUUCAAAUUCAAUUGAAGCCAGUUGUCGAUUGACGCGGGAAUAUGUUGAGGUCCUUAGAAAAAGUUCUACAACCUUUCAAAAUCAAGUGACUGAAUUUGACAAGAAGAGGAUUAAAACGGUCAGACUAACCCUAAUUAUCGUCAUGUGCAACUUUUUUCUUUGGCUUCCUUUCUGUGUUAUUAAUGUACUUCAAGCAUUUGCUCAUAAAUGGGCUUGGGGAAGUGGACAAACAAUAAUUACACAAAUUGCAAUUUUGGGGAAUUUAAAUGCUUGUGUAAAUCCUUGGAUUUAUAUUUUGUUUAAUAGGAAAAUUACAAAGAGAGCAUUGGGGACGAUUUUUUGCAGAAAUGAAUCUGUGGAAAUUUCAUCACAAAAAGCUCCUUCACGUCACAGUUAUGGCCCUACAAGUUUUUUGAUUAAACAGAAGGUUGAGUCUGAGAGUCAGACUUGA